CGAUGUGAGAACAGAGAAGAGAGAGAAUAAAACUCAUCCGAAAUCGCUGCUCCCGAUAACACACUGCUGCCAGCCCUGCGUACUACAAACGAACAUGUGAAAAGUCGUUCUCUUUUUCGUUCGCUCACUCUAACUCAUAAGUGGUUUGACCAUUCACUCAUCAGUCUGUAACAAAACUUUUCACAAGACGCACCACUAAAGAAAAUUGUCUGUGAUUUUUCAUUUAUAUUUUGUUGUGUAAAAGUUAGUGGAAAAGUGAAUUUCUUUUGAACAAUUAGAACAUUUGUGUGUUUAAAUUAGAAAACCAAUGUAAAGUUCUUUGUCUGUGCAUUUUCAAUUCAUAAAUGUAAUAAAUGUUUGGCAAUAAUUGGUACACUGACAUUGCAGAAAAUUUUAAAAUAAAUAUUUCGCAGAGAAUAGACCAGAGUUUUUCGCAUAGGAAAAUAUCAAUAAAGUAGUGUGUAUGUUCAGUGCGCUUUCAUGUUGUGUAACACUCUGAAUAUUAGGGAAUGAAUUACCGCAUGAUAAGGUCUUUAUAGAGAAAAAAAUCGUCUUCCAGAAGUAAUAAUUUUUAGAAUGUAAAAUUGUAUUUAAUUUACGAAAUUUAAAUAAAAUUUGUGAUAAUAAUUGAAGCUAUCAAGAAUAUAUGUUACGUUCUAUCACCUUUUAACUUACUUACAUAUUCUUCACGAACGAGUUAACAGAGUAAAAGUAUCAGACCCACAAUAACUUAAUCAAGUGAAAAAAUAGAAAUUAAAUUUUUUUAAAUGAUUUUAUUGAAUGAACUUAUCUCCUACAAUUAAAUGAGAAGUAAAAGAUCACAGUGUCGCCCAGUUAAGCGAUGCAUUUUCUUUUUCACGGCAAUAACUAUAUUACCGUUAGCCUUGGUUUACCUUGCAACCAGCAAUGAUCAGUUUUAUCGCAUCAGAAGUCCAAUCUCAGAAAAUGGGAACAGUACACAACUUAUGGCGGAAGAGCUGCCGAAGAGAGCACUAUCACAAAGUGAAAUGGAAAUGAUUGAAGCACGAAUGGCGCAACGUAAUGAACGUUUGGCCGAAAAGUGUACUGAAUUUGGACUCGACGUUCAUGGAAAUGAUUCAUGGCAUCAGCCGAAUCCUUGGGAAUUUUUAGUCAAUAGAAAAUAUCACAUAAUUUGGUGCAAUGUCUUUAAAAGCGCAUCAACAUCCUGGAUGUAUAAUUUUAAUAUUUUAGCUGGUUAUUCUCCAGAAUUUUUAAAGAAAUCAAAUGCCGUUCCUUUAGAAUUAGCAAGAAAGAAGUAUCCACGUGUUUCACAGGGUGAGCUUGAAAAAGCAAUGAAUGAUUCAACAACAUUUUUAAUUGUCCGACAUCCGUUCGAACGUUUACUUAGUGCUUAUAAAGAUAAACUUUUGUAUGCUGUUCCUCAUUCAUUGCACGAUAAAUUGGGACAUAAAAUUAUAAAGAGAUACAGAAAGAAGAAGAAAAAUGUGACCUACCCGAAAUGUCCCACAUUUUCCGAGUUCAUUAGUUUCAUAUUGGACGAGGUGAAAAAGAAAAAUGCGCUCGAUAUGCAUUGGACUCCGAUAACAAAAUUCUGCACUCCAUGUCAAGUAAAAUUCGAUAUUGUAGCAAAAUUUGAGACAUUAGACGAGGAUCAACGGUACUUAAUAACGAAAGCAAAUCUAAACAGCAUCAUCAAACCAGAAUGGAAAAACUACGGAAAAGGUAGAAAUACGCAGGACUUAGUAGCAAAAUAUUAUUCUCAAUUGACAAGGGAACAAUUAGACGGAAUUUUCGAAUUUUUUAGAUACGAUUUUGAGUUGUUCGAUUACAGCUCAGAUGAAUAUUUCAAAUUAGAAUUAGUUACAAAUAAUGAACCAUCCAGCGAGUAUAAAGACAAGACAAAUUAAAUGUAAUUGGGCUCAUAAUACACAUUAUAGUGACAUUGAUAGCUUUAUUAAUAAAACUGAUUGUUGAUCUAAAACGAAAACAUAUUUUAGUGAGACAAUAACAAGAAAAACGGCCUAGCUAUGAUUUAAAUUGAGAAGUAGACGCAGAGAGCAAUCAAUUGUAAUAGUUAAAAACUAACGUAAAUAAGUUUCCAAUUCUUCAUUGUGUCUUUACUAACAAUGUCCCUAUUCCGAUUUCCACUUAUUUUAUUUUAGUUAUAAUGAGAUCUAAGAAUUAUUUUAUUUUUAAUUCCAUUGAUACGUUACUUUGAAUAACUGUCGAAAGCUUCAUUGAAUGGGUAACAUAUUUUUAGAGCAGCUAGAUUACGACUUAUUUAUUUUUAUUAAUUACAUGAUCUCUGUGCAAUAAUAGAUUCGAUAAAUUUUUAUGUCAACUUCCUUUCGUUUUUAUAUUCAUUCUGUAUCUAUAUUUAAGACAAUUUUAAAAUUUUUAAUUUUAAAACAGCGACCCCAUUGUUGGUAAGAUGACAUAACUUUAUAUAUCAAUUUAAUUGAAAGGAAAUUUAAAAAAUUAAGUAGUUUUAAGGCGAGAAUUAAGUUCAAUAAAAUUCAAUUGAUAAAAA
Molecule: messenger RNA, 2512 nt
Organism: Bradysia coprophila
Lineage: Eukaryota; Metazoa; Arthropoda; Insecta; Diptera; Sciaridae
Product: carbohydrate sulfotransferase 11
Biological process (GO): carbohydrate biosynthetic process
Cellular component (GO): membrane
Molecular function (GO): sulfotransferase activity
Source: RefSeq, a predicted model, not a curated record